This is a messenger RNA of Parastagonospora nodorum SN15, 1083 nucleotides long. RefSeq lists its product as hypothetical. Gene Ontology annotation, biological process: regulation of exit from mitosis. Lineage: Eukaryota; Fungi; Ascomycota; Dothideomycetes; Pleosporales; Phaeosphaeriaceae. Gene Ontology annotation, cellular component: spindle pole body. Bases 1 to 1083 code for a protein of 360 amino acids. The transcript has 4 exons. The record is from RefSeq and is a predicted model, not a curated record. Gene Ontology annotation, molecular function: GTPase activity; GTP binding.
AUGGAGAUGCACCCGGAGCACAUGGUCAGCGAGGGCCACAUGCAGGAAGCGCCCCCACAGAUACCCAGCGACGGCAUGCAGCAGCAGCAACAACAACACGUGCUUGUCGAAGAAGUGCAGCCACUACCGCCGCCGCAACCGCAACUGCAACCGCAACAGCCCAUGGUCGCCGAAACCCAAGAAACGCAGAAGCACAUGGACCAGACAAUGGACGUGGACGACAGCCAGAACACGACCAUUACCGCUUCCACCGUGGGCCCGCUGCCCGACUUCCACCCGAACAACGGCGCCUAUGCGCAGAACAACAACGGCUACACUCCAGAACCACACCGACCUUCGACGUCAUACUCCGACACCGCUUACCAGUACACUACCCACAAUGGCUCGCGCUUCAACACCACCCUCAGACGCCGACACACCGCCACGGCACGGCUAACUACGAUGGCAGCAAAGAGACACACAUGGGCCAGUCGCACUCGCGGCCGAGCUCCGCAGAUGGGACGGUACCCAGCGUCGGACGGCGGUUCAAGGUCAAAUUCAUAUCAGGAUCAGAACCAGCGGAGUGCGCAGCAACAACAGCAGCAACAACCGACCCCGCCAGAGGCUGCCAACAAGAACGCCAGUGUGGUAAUCAAGGUUGGCAUGGUUGGAGAUGCCCAGAUCGGCAAGACCAGUCUGAUGGUGAAAUACGUCGAGGGCAGCUGGGACGAAGACUACAUCCAAACACUCGGUGUCAACUUCAUGGAGAAGACCAUCUCCAUCCGGAACACCGAGAUCACCUUCUCCAUCUGGGAUCUGGGUGGUCAGCGCGAGUUCGUCAACAUGUUGCCGUUGGUCUGUAACGAUGCCGUGGCCAUACUCUUCAUGUUCGACUUGACCAGGAAAAGCACACUGAACUCGAUCAAAGAGUGGUAUCGCCAAGGGCGUGGCUUCAACAAGACUGCGAUCCCGUUCCUGGUCGGUACCAACAUCAACGUCCAGAAGAUCUUCAAGAUUGUGCUUUCGAAAGCCUUCGAUCUGAAGUGCACGAUCCCGGAGAUAGAGAACAUCGGCGAGCCCCUUCUGCUCUACCAAGCCGUCUAG